UUACCAGUCAGUUACCACUAUUUACUUACGUACAAAGACAAAACGGUGCUGUAUCGGAGUUGGAUAAUAUUAAUGUAACUUGGAUGGAUAACUCCCAAAUGGCGCGGUUAGUUGUGAGAGGCAGAGUGGGAGCAGAGGAGGACUCGGGCUGUGACUCUGAUUUCUCGCUCGCCAACUGAAUCCGUCUUUCUCUUCUCUUCUCCUCUCCUAUUUCCACCAAACCACAAACCCAUAUUCGAUUCCUUCUCUGCUCAUUCGCUUUCUCCGCAAUUAUCUUCUCUUCCUGUCUCUCAGUCUCAGAGGUACCAAUGAUGGAGCAUGAGGAUAACUAUACCAAGGAUGGAACAGUAGAUAUCCAUGGAAAGCCAGCUAAUAAGCUCGAAACUGGCAACUGGAAAGCUUGCCGCUUCAUUCUCGGGAACGAAUGUUGCGAGAGAUUGGCAUACUAUGGGAUGAGUACCAACCUGGUGAACUUCCUUCAAGAACGCCUCAACAUGGGUAACGUUGCUGCAUCAACCAGUGUCACCAACUGGUCAGGAACUUGCUACGUCACGCCCUUGAUUGGAGCUUUCUUGGCCGAUGCCUACUUGGGGAGAUUCUGGACGAUUGCUGGUUUUGUGAUCGUCUACAUCUGUGGAAUGUCACUCCUGACAAUGUCGUCGGCUGUUCCGGGACUGAGGCCAUCUUGCAGUGGAGAUUCAUGCCAUGCCACGUCUUCCCAAACUGCGGUGUGCUUCGUGGCGCUUUACCUGAUUGCUCUGGGGACUGGUGGGAUCAAGCCAUGCGUCUCGUCGUUCGGUGCGGAUCAGUUCGAUGAGAAUGACGAGUCCGAGAAGAAGAAGAAGAGUUCUUUCUUCAAUUGGUUCUACUUCUCUAUCAACAUCGGUGCCUUGGUUGCUUCCUCGGUGUUGGUGUGGAUACAGAUGAACGUCGGUUGGGACUGGGGGUUUGGGAUUCCGACAGUGGCGAUGGCCAUUGCUAUCGUCUUCUUCUUUGCGGGGAGCAAGAUGUACAGGGUUCAGAAACCUGGUGGAAGUCCCCUGACGAGGAUUUUCCAGGUCAUCGUCGCUUCCUUGAGGAAAUUGAACAUCCAAGUGCCUGCUGAUAAGUCUCUUCUUUACGAGGUUUCUGAUUCCGAAAGCUCAAUUCAAGGCAGCCGCAGGCUGGAACAUACCGACGAGUUCAAGUUCUUUGACAGGGCAGCUGUGGAAACGACAGACGAGGACUUGAAAGGCCUAUCGAAUCCAUGGAGACUCUGCACGGUGACACAAGUGGAAGAACUGAAGUCCAUCAUCAGGCUGCUACCCGUAUGGGCGAGCGGAAUCAUAUUCUCAGCGGUCUACAGCCAAAUGAGCACAAUGUUCGUUCUGCAGGGCAACACAAUGGACCAACACAUCGGCCCCAAAUUCAAGAUCCCAUCGGCAUCCCUUUCCCUCUUCGACACCCUCAGCGUCCUCUUCUGGGCUCCCAUCUACGACCGCCUGAUCGUUCCAGCAGCAAGGAACUUCACCGGCCACCAACAUGGGUUCACCCAGUUGCAGAGAAUGGGGAUCGGGCUCGUCAUAUCCACGCUCGCCAUGGUGGUGGCCGGGGCGCUGGAGGUCGUCCGGCUGCAGAUGGUGAGAGGCCAUAAUUACUACGACCUGGAGACCAUACCCAUGUCGAUUUUCUGGCAGGUGCCGCAGUACUUUCUUGUGGGGUGUGCGGAGGUUUUCACCUUCAUUGGGCAGAUGGAGUUCUUCUAUGAUCAGGCGCCGGAUGCGAUGAGGAGCUUGUGCUCGGCGCUGUCGCUGACGACGGUGGCGCUCGGGAAUUACUUGAGUACCUUGCUGGUGACGGUGGUGACGGAUGUGACGACCAAAGGCGGGAAGCUUGGGUGGAUUCCUGAUAAUCUCAACAGGGGUCACUUGGAUUACUUUUACUGGCUUUUGGCCAUUCUGAGUUUGGUCAACUUUUUUGUUUAUCUAUGGAUUGCUAAGUGGUAUACUUAUAAGAAUGCCACCGGGCGGGCACAUUGAAGAAGAAGAUGAAUGCUACCAGAAAGUUCUGUUGGUAAGGGUUGAUUUUGGUUAUGAACACAGUUGCCACCACAUAAUUGGUUAAGUUUUAGUGAAUGUUCUUUGCUAUUUCUUCCGUUUUUUUCUUUUGGUGGCAAGUUUUUUCCCCCCCUCUUUUUCUAGAAAGGUUUAAAACUGAUUGUACAGAUUAUUGUUCAACUUCGUAUUGGUAAUCUAGGUUUUGUCGCUG
Linum tenue is the source of this 2247-nucleotide messenger RNA. Lineage: Eukaryota; Viridiplantae; Streptophyta; Magnoliopsida; Malpighiales; Linaceae. The record is from the annotation of a GenBank genome assembly.